UGCAGUCUGCGGCCUUCCUUCGCUUCUCCCCGGUACACGUCAUGCAAACAGCAACGUUCAUGCUGUGAGCAUGCGCAGUGUUGAAUCCUUCGCAAUUGUGUCUUGAAGAGGACUGUACGAUGGCCAUGAUGCUCCGCGCCUGUGUGCUGCUAGCUGUCCUGGUCCUGGGCUCAGGAGAGGAAGGAGCCCGGCUGCUGGCCUCUAAAUCCCUACUGAACCGCUACGCAGUGGAGGGCCGAGACCUGACCCUGCAGUAUAACAUCUACAACGUCGGUUCCAGAGCCAGCAAUGUCUCUCACACGGUGGUGCUGCGGCCCCUGAAGGCUGGAUACUUCAACUUCACCUCUGCCUCUGUUAGCUAUCUGGCCCAAGAGGGCGGACAAGUCGUGGUGGGCUAUACCAGUGCCCCAGGUCAGGGUGGCAUCCUGGCUCAGAGGGAGUUUGACCGGCGCUUCUCUCCACACUAUCUGGACUGGGCUGCGUUUGGUGUGAUGACUCUGCCCUCUAUUGGCAUCCCUCUGCUUCUCUGGUACUCCAGCAAGAGGAAGUAUGACUCACCAAAGGCCAAGAAGAACUGAGGAGCUCUGACAGGGUCUGAAGCUCAGAGAAAGAAGAAAGAGGCUUCGGGUGGCGGGGGGAGAUCUCAGAAGGGCUUAAUGACCCAUAUUGGGAGUGUAGGUGGUUACCAAGGAUUAUGAUUUGAUCAAAAAGCAGGAUGGUUAGUGAACAUAAGUUUUGUGGCUGCUGUUCAUUCCCUCACAUCUGCGGGAAGGCUCAUGUGACAGAGCGUGAUGCCUGCAAUUACUGCUCUUACAGCUGUCUGGAACCUUCCUGACCUGAAUCCAGAUGUGAAAAAUGUAGCCGGUUGUUAAAACUUCAAAUUACAUCAAUAAACUUUUUUUUGUUUUUGUAAUAUGUACCUGCCUUUUUCAUUCAGUUCACAUCUGCCUUGUAUUACAUGGAACCAUAGAAAAGGAUGGUGUCUUCAUGCAACACUGCUAACCAAUGUGGCCCUUCAGCUUCCUGUGUUUGUCGAUCAUCUGAUCAUUCCAAUAUUCAAACCAUCUUUUUAUCAUUCGCCUUCAGGGUUUAUUUAGUAUUUAUUAAGUAUUACUUUUAUGACCAAAGAGUACCUGGAGAUUACAAACAUCUACACCAAAUAAGCUCCUGAAUGUUUUUUUCUUAGUU
Messenger RNA from Menidia menidia (Atlantic silverside), 1188 nucleotides. NCBI's taxonomy places the organism in Eukaryota, Metazoa, Chordata, Actinopteri, Atheriniformes, Atherinopsidae. The record is from the annotation of a GenBank genome assembly.